This is a messenger RNA of Rhea pennata, 2622 nucleotides long. RefSeq names its product ATPase family AAA domain-containing protein 2-like. The record is from RefSeq and is a predicted model, not a curated record. NCBI's taxonomy places the organism in Eukaryota, Metazoa, Chordata, Aves, Rheiformes, Rheidae. The transcript is spliced from 19 exons. Gene Ontology annotation, biological process: positive regulation of transcription by RNA polymerase II. The coding region runs from base 1 to 2622 and encodes 873 amino acids. Gene Ontology annotation, cellular component: nucleus. Gene Ontology annotation, molecular function: ATP binding; ATP hydrolysis activity; chromatin binding.
AUGGCAAAGACCCUCCAAAGCAGUAUAGCCUUCGACCAAGGCAAACUGCCAUAUGCUAUCGAGAGCCACUGGAAUAGUCAUCAGAAGAAGACGAAAAUCAAGAAGAGGCAGAUGGCAAAGACCCUCCGAAGCAGCGUAGCCUUCGACCAAGGCAAACUGGCAUAUGCUGUCGAGAGCCACUGGAAUGGUCACCAGAAGAAGAUGAAAACCGAAAGGCGGCAGAUGGCAAAGACCCUCCAAAGCAGUAUAGCCUUCGACCAAGGCAAACUGCCAUAUGCUAUCGAGAGCCACUGGAAUGGUCAACAGAAGAAGAUGAAAAUCAAGAAGAGGCAGAUGGCAAAGACCCUCCGAAGCAGCGUAGCCUUCGACCAAGGCAAACUGCCAUAUGCUAUCGAGAGCCACUGGAAUAACUCUGGGGGAAAGGGAUUUGAGAGAAAUGGCAAGGAUCCAAAGAAAACUGGAACAGAUGUGGCUGAUCCAGUCGCUCCAGUGCAAAUAGAUGGCUCAGUGCGGUUUGAUGGCGUGGGGGGUCUCUCUGACCACAUUUCAGCUUUGAAAGAGAUGGUCAUUUUCCCGUUACUUUAUCCGGAGUUCUUUGAGAGAUUCAAACUGCGACCCCCAAGAGGCUGUCUAUUCUAUGGCCCACCAGGGACUGGAAAGACCCUGGUAGCUCGGGCACUUGCUAACGAAUGCAGCCAAGGCGACAGGAGAAUUUCCUUCUUCAUGAGGAAAGGCGCUGACUGCCUGAGUGAAUGGGUGGGAGAAUCUGAGCGCCAGCUCCGUUUAUUAUUUGAGCAGGCCUACAAGAUGCGGCCUUCAAUUAUUUUCUUUGAUGAGAUAGAUGGUCUUGCCCCUGUGCGGUCCAGUCGCCAGGAUCAAAUUCAUAGUUCUCUUGUCACAACGCUUCUGGCGCUUAUGGAUGGCUUAGAGAGCAGAGGAGAGAUUGUGGUCAUUGGAGCCACCAACAGACUCGACUCCCUAGACCCUGCUUUGCGGAGGCCGGGUCGUUUUGACAGAGAGUUCCUUUUCGCCUUGCCCAAUAAAGAGGCUCGCAAAGAGAUUCUCAAGAUUCACAUGAGAGCCUGGAGCCCUAAGCCGCUGGAUGCAUUUCUUGAGGAGCUGGCUGAAAAAUGUGUUGGAUACUGUGGAGCCGACAUUCAGUCUCUCUGUGCUGAAGCUGCCCUCUGUGCUUUGCGCCGACACUACCCACGGAUAUACACGAGUCGACAGAAGCUGCAGAUAGACAUCGCUGCCAUUGAAGUAGCAGCAAGAGAUUUUGCGGAGGCUCUGCGGAAGAUUGCACCAGCUUCGCAGAGGGCUGUGGCUUCGCCCGCGCAACCGCUGUCAGCCGUUUGUAAGCCACUGCUUCAGAGGACUCUGGAGAGACUCCUAAAAGCGUUACAGAGAGUGUUUCCCCAGGCAGCGCUUGCACUAAAGAAGGACCAGCAGCCAGAUGGUGCAAAUCCUAUCUUAGGAAACGGCUGCAUGUAUAGUCAUGAGGCGUCACCUUCAGGUUUUGCAGAGGAGCUGUUUCAUCAAACGGCCAGUCCUCAAAAGGAAACGUUCCUUCACUUGAACAGAGAUGCUUACUGCCAGCCCACGUGUUACAGGCCAAGGUUCUUAAUAGCGGGAGAGCCCGGAUGCGGGCAAAGUUCUCACCUGGCUCCUGCAGUAAUACAUGCGCUGGAGGAGUUUGCAGCUUACACGCUGGACCUGCCGGCUCUCUUUGUUAGUAGCACGUCGCCUGAAGAAAGAUGUGCACAGUUGAUCCGAGAAGCCCAGAGGACAGCGCCAAGCAUCCUUUAUGUGCCUCGUAUCCACGUAUGGUGGGAGGCUGCUGGCGUCACACUGAGAGCUACGUUUACAACGUUAUUGGAGAACAUUCCAGCAUAUGCUCCAGUUUUGUUGCUUGCAACGUCAGAUGUACGUCACGCAGAGCUCGCCCAAGAGGUCCGAGAUUUAUUUUCUGAGGCUUAUGGAGAAGUUUUCCAUGUCCAGUUGCCGGACGAGGAAGAAGGCAGAAAGUUCUUUGAGGACUUGCUUUUAAAUCAAGCUGCUCAACCUGCUGCCUCCAAAAGGAAAGCAGCUUGUCAGGAACACGGCGUACAGCCUGCAGCAUCUCCACCGGAGCCUCGACUGCCAGCAGAGGAGCAAAUGAAACAGUUUGAGGAGCAAGCAGAGGAGACAUUGCCAGCAGGGCCUCUACCUUCCCAUACACCCUUCCCAAGUGCUGUAUCAAGCAGAAAACGCAGAAGCAACGCAUCACCGUCAGUCAGCCUAGCAGAGAAGAGGAGGAGAUUCCCAUCCAGCGAGGAGAAUGAGACUCACGUCUGUUUAAGGCAACUGCUGAGUGCUGCUGCUGGGAUAACAAAGAAGUUCAGCAUCUUUCACCGGGAAAAACUACAUGUUAUGCUCAGCCAGUGUAUUUUCCGGCACCGACAAGACGACGACAAGACUCAGUUAAUAGAAGUAGUAUUUCUCACGGCACUUCCGAUCGCUGUUACACCGCUCCUGCACGGGUACAGUGUGGGUAUCGUGUCUUCAUCUCAAUCUUCGUCUCUUUACCGCAUAGUAGUCCGUGAAAUGAAGAAGGAAAUUGGAACGUUCCUUGGUGCCAACUAG